Molecule: messenger RNA, 336 nt
Organism: Ostertagia ostertagi
Lineage: Eukaryota; Metazoa; Nematoda; Chromadorea; Rhabditida; Trichostrongylidae
Source: the annotation of a GenBank genome assembly
AUGGAUUCUGAUUCUGAUGAAGACCGACUUUUUAUUGUUGAAGAGGACGGUGAUAGGAUACAAAUUAAGGACGAGGCUUGUGAAGAAAGAUAUCCGAAGGAUCGCCAACCACUUGCUGUGAAAGAGCAGUUUCACCAGGAGGAUGAUGUUAAAUUCUUAUCAAGCGAGAAGGAAAAGUCAUCGUCUGGUCGUCGGCAGCAGAGGUCUCGUUUGCCGGCUUCUCUCAAAGAUCGCAUCGUUCGCUCGAGUGCGAGGACGAGUGCGUUGGCUUCUGAGAGUGAAGUACUGACAAUCAAACCACAACGUCGUGUGAAAACCAUCCACUCCUCUAAGCAA